AACAUUGAGAAACAAGGGCAGGAAGAAAAGACCAUGGUCUGAGGCUGGCCAUAAUGCUGUUGUGGUAAGGGGGAGGAGGAGGUGAAGUCUGGGGAAACUUAGUUUCCAAACAUCACAGGAAGCCCCUCCCCUUGCUUCCUUCUUUUCUUCCAGGCUGAGGAGCUUCCAGCUUGGGAAACAACCAGGGCAGUAGGCCAAUGGCCAUCUGGGUGAUAGGAAGACCCACCCCAUCUGUGGACGGAGUCUUGGGGUAUAUAGACACUCAGAAUCGUGUCUGCCUCUCAUAGGACACUGCCCUUCCAACUCUGCUCCUCUCUGCCUAGUUCCCCUUCCCCUUCCUCAGUUUGGGGUGAUGGUGUGAACCAACCUUCUUGUGGAGGAAGGCAAUGGGUCCCUGUCGGUCCUGAGCUAGCAGAUUUCCACCCAUUUAAGGAGACAUCACCUAAUCUCCCAGGCAAACACUGACUGCACCAACUUUGAUUUCUGGUCUGUCUGGAUCCAGAAGACCCUGCCCCAGCCUGGGCACAGCCCUGUAGCCAUGACAGAAGACGACGUAGGACAAUGGCAACAUGUGUUCCAGGAGCUGAUUCAAGAGGUGAAACCGUGGCACAAAUGGACCUUCACACCAGACAAGGAGCUUCUUCCCGAUGUUCUAAAGCCAGGAUGGACGCAAUACCAGCAAAAGGCCUUUGCCAGGUUCCACUGUUCUUCCUGCUCUCGAAGUUGGGCCUCUGGCAGAGUCUUGAUUAUCUUCCACAUGCGCUGGUGUGAGAAGAAGGCCAAGGGGCAGGUGAAGAUGAGGGUGUUUGCUCAGAGAUGUAAUCAGUGCCCCGAGGCUCCAUUUGCGGCUCCAGAGUUCACAUGGGACAACAUCUCGAGGAUUUUGAACAACUUGCUCUUCCGAAUUCUGAAGAAGUGUUAUAAAGAAGGGUUUAAGCAGAUGGGCGAGAUCCCUUUGCUUGGGGACACCAGUCUCGAAGGACCACAUGACAGUGGCAACUGUGAGGCCUGUCUGCUGGGCUUUUGUGCUCAGAAUGACUUAGGCCAAGCCUCAAAACCACCAGCACCCCCAUUAUCUCCUACCUCCUCCAAAUCCGCCAGGGAGCCUAAGGUCACUGCCGCCUGUCCCGACCUUCCCUGCUCACAGUCCUCCUCUAAAGUGGAGAAGCCCCAAGCAUCGGACGUGAGCCCCCAAGCCAGUAACCCCUCCAAAGAGGACCCUAAGGUUAGCCGCACCUCAAAACCAUCAACUAAUCCAAGACUGACUAUCAAACAGCUGUCAGAAGUAAGCUCGUCCGCCCUCGAAUGUGUUAUUCAAAUGCCUUCUCCCAUCAGCAGCAACAGAGCAGCAGAUACAGCAAAGAACACCAGAUCCAAGGCCCCAAAGGCAUCCCUCUCAUCCUCCUCCUAUGUCCCACCCACUUCCUCAUAUGUCCCACCCACUUCCUCCACUUCCUCCUUGUAUGUCCCACCUACUUCCUCAUAUGUCCCACUCACUUCCUCAUAUGUCCCACUCACUUCCUCCUCAAAUGUCCCACCCUCUUCCUUUUUAUAUGCCCCACCCACUCCCUCAUAUGUCCCAUCCACUUCCUCCUCACGGAGACCACCAGCAAACACCGCUUGCCAAGUAGAGAGAAGCGCCCCAAUCCACCCAGAAAGCCAGUCUUCCUGCUGCAAAGCUUGCUGCGGGGGCUGCGGGGGCUGCUGUGGGGGCUGCGGGGGCUGCUGCGGGGCCUGCUGCGCAGGCUGUGGGGGCUGCUGCGAGUGCUUCUGUGAGGUGUUAGAAGGCUGCUGCGGGUGCUUCGGUAAAGUCUUCUUGGGCUGCGGCGAGUGCUUCUGUAAGGUCUUCUUGGGCUGCUGUAAAUUCGGGUCAGAGAGUCCACAGUGUUGCCUGUUCUUUCUAAUCUUGUUUUUGUUGCUGUGGUACUUAUUAUAAAAUGCAAUAUACGAGCCUUGAAAAAAAAAGAACCCUGAGUGGGAAAACAAAAAGAAUUGCAACAUCCCAAAAGAGCCACACGUUGAGUAAUCCCCUUUAUGCGAAAUGUCGAUAAAAUCAGUAGAAUCCAGAGGUAGCUACCGGGGACUGGAGAAGGGGGAAAGUACAAAGCCACGGUUUAAGCAAUGCGGCCUUUGUGGAGAGGUGAUGGACAUUUUUAGGAAUUUGGUGGGAACAGUAGCAGCUUCUUAGCACUGUCAGUGCACUAAGCCGCUGAGCUUUCCCUCCUAAGAUGGUGAGUUUCCCUAGGCUGGAGAGAUGGCUCAGUGGUUAAGAGCACUGGGUGCUCCUCCAGAGGACCUGAGUUCAAGUCCCAGCAACUACACGGUGGCUCAGAGCACAAUCUAUCAUGGCACCUGAUGCCCUCUUCUGUCAUCAGGCACAUGAGCAAAUAGAACGUUCAAAUACACAUCAAUAAACAGUAAGCUUUUGAAAAAAUAAUUCGUUUUCUUUUCUUUGCUUUUUUCCCAUAGGGCGGAUUAGGCUAGGUUUGCGGUCUCACAAUGUAAAGUUGGUCUGGGGGUCACUAGGUGAUCUAGGCUAGCCCCAUGCUCGCAGCAAUCCUUCUGCCUUGGCCUCUCACGUGCUUGAAUCUCAGAUCUAAGCCACAAUGUUCAGCACAUAGUUAAUUUUCUGAUGCGACUUUUACCUAAAUACAUUUUUUAAAAAAUGGUUUUAGGGGUUGGGGAUUUAGCUCAGUGGUAGAGCGUUUGCCUAGGAAGCGCAAGGCCCUGGGUUCGGUCCCCAGCUCCGAAAAAAAAAGAACCAAAAAAAAAAAAAUGGUUUUGACCUAUCAAAACAGAACGGAGUCUGAAGUGUGGAGAGGAGCCUUGAACCUGGGAUCUCCUCAGCAUGUUCUGCACAGACUUUCUGCUAUCAGUCUGGUAAGGUUUGAGACAGGAAUAGUAAACUGAACACCUAGGGUCUCAAUGGUCCCCAUGCAGCCACUGCGUGACGGGGACAAGAGAGGAGAGAGAGAGAGAGAGAGAGAGAGAGAGAGAGAGAGAGAGAGAGAGAGAGAGAGAGAAAUUGAUUUAAAAG
Messenger RNA from Rattus norvegicus (Norway rat), 3037 nucleotides. The record is from RefSeq and is a predicted model, not a curated record. NCBI's taxonomy places the organism in Eukaryota, Metazoa, Chordata, Mammalia, Rodentia, Muridae.